Bursaphelenchus xylophilus (pine wood nematode) is the source of this 3401-nucleotide messenger RNA. The record is from the annotation of a GenBank genome assembly. Lineage: Eukaryota; Metazoa; Nematoda; Chromadorea; Rhabditida; Aphelenchoididae.
AUGGACAAGAAUGCUUCAGCCGCUCCGGAAAAGGCCAAAGAGCCAGAGAAAAUGGAUGUUGAACAAGAGGUAAGAAAUUCUUUCCUUGCUGUUGGUCUUUAGAUCUUUGGAGAAUUUUGCAAUGUCUAAGGGGUCGAAUGGACCUAAAAUUGCUAUGGAUUGCUACUACGUUCUUCUUUUACUCUUUUUGAUCAAUCUAUGGCAACUUUUUGAUAUGAACGUCAUGUGUAAUAUAAUUUAUUGCAGGAGGCCCUUGAUGAGGACGUUCUUCGAAUGAGUGCUGAUGAUCUCAAGUCCAGAAUCCAGCUUCUGGACAGUGAUGUGCGAAUUAUGCGUAGUGAGGUUCAACGGAUCAACCACGGAUGUCAGACCUUGAAGGAGAAGAUCAAGGAGAAUACCGAGAGAAUUAAGGUGAGUUCUUGACAUGUUUUGUUGGUUUUUAGGCUGAAAAGACUUGUUCUUGCUCUGUCGUAAAAAUGAGAAGCGUCUGAACGCUAUCAACUUAGCUAUGAGCAGUUUUCUUCUCCAUCAUGGAUAAUAUUUGCAGGUGAACAAAACUCUGCCUUAUUUGGUGUCCAAUGUGAUCGAACUUUUGGAACUCGAAGACACCCAGGAGGACGAAGGUGCCAACGUGGAUUUGGACGCCCGAAAGACCCAAUGCGCUGUGAUUAAGACCUCCACCAGAGCAACUUAUUUCCUUCCAGUUGUCGGUCUUGUGGACCCCAAAGAAUUGAAGCCCGGAGACUUGGUUGGUGUCAACAAAGACUCAUACCUUGUCUUGGAGAAACUCCCAGCCGAAUAUGACAGCAGAGUGAAGGCUAUGGAAGUGGACGAGCGUCCAACAGAACAGUACAGCGAUAUCGGAGGUUGUGAUAAGCAGAUCACCGAGUUAAUUGAAGCUGUGGUCCUUCCAAUGACCCACAAAGAGCGCUUCAUCAAUUUGGGAAUUCAUCCACCAAAGGGUGUGUUGAUGUAUGGCCCACCCGGAACCGGAAAGACCAUGUUGGCCAGAGCUGUAGCUGCUCAAACUAAGAGUACCUUCUUGAAGUUGGCGGGUGAGUAAUUUUUGAUUUUUUUUUUGUUGGUUUUUAGGUUCGAAGGGAUUGAAGAGGAAGGCAAUGGCAAGGUAGAUGUUUCUAGAGAAUAUUAGAAGGGGAAAUUAUGUUUUUGAUUCGAAAAUUUCAAGUGCAUUAUAUUACUUUAGGUGGUGAAGGUAAAAAAAACUUGAUUUUUCGGUGGUUUCGGGCUUGAGAUGGCUGUAAAUUGUAGAAUAUAUAUUGUGAAGACAUUUCUGAGCUUUUGAAAAAGAAAGUUUGAUGUUUUUAGGUCAAAAAAUGAGUUAUAUUACUUUAGAUUCAGGUCUGAAAAAAAAUCAAUUCUUGUUAUUUCUUGGGCUUAAAUUUAGCUUAGGCGGGGUGUAAUGGUCUCUACUGGAAUUUAGAAUGCUAAUAAAACCAAAGCGAAGUUAUUUUUCAACAUGUUUUUUGAUCAAAAUACCAAGUGUAUUGUUUUAGGUCCCCAACUCGUCCAAAUGUUCAUUGGAGACGGUGCGAAGCUUGUCCGUGAUGCGUUCGCCCUAGCCAAAGAGAAAGCACCCGCCAUCAUCUUCAUUGACGAGUUGGAUGCCAUUGGAACGAAGCGGUUUGACUCGGAAAAGGCUGGUGACAGAGAAGUACAAAGAACCAUGUUGGAACUCCUCAAUCAACUAGAUGGAUUCCAACCCAACGAUGAUAUUAAAGUUAUUGCCGCCACCAACAGAAUCGACGUCUUGGAUCCGGCCCUCCUGCGAUCGGGACGUCUGGACAGAAAGAUCGAACUUCCUCAUCCAACAGAAGAGGCCAGAGCCAGAAUUAUGCAGAUCCAUUCGAGAAAAAUGAAUGUCCAGUGAGUUUCUUGGGGUAUUUGGGGCGCAUGUUAAAAGUUUGAAAGGAGAUGGAUGAGCUUUGAAGAAAAAAUUAUAUUACACAUGAGGGUUUAGAGAAUUUUGUGGAAAAAGUCGAUGUUUUUGGGAGUUUCGAAAGGAGUAAUGGGUAUUAGAAUGGUUUAGAGAAGUAAUGGAAGAACUUAAGCCCAAUUAUGAUCUAAAAUACGAAAAAAAUAUAUUACACGUGGCAAAAAUUUUUUUGAUUGGCCGAAUUCUUGAUCUUUUUGGAACUUUUAAAGCUUAGUGAGAUGUUCCAUGGAUGAAAAAAACAAAUUGAAGCGGUUCUGAGCAAAAAAAAUAUAUUACACAUGGUGGAUUAGAUCAAAAAAAGUAAUUUGCGUUAAAAACUUAUGUUAUAUAAUUGAAUUUCCCGCGUAAUAAUUGCAAAUCAAGCGCAACGGCAUGCAAUUUUAUGCUUUUGUCUCCGAAAACGACGCAUUCUUUGAUCCCGCGAGCUCGGUCUGCGCCCUUUUUUCCAUUUCGAAGUGGUUCUUUAGUCGAAGAAAAGGGUAAGAAAAACGUAUUUCCAAAAUAUUUAUCGUUGUUUUUGAGUAGUAAACAAUAUCUUUGGGUUGUUGGUGGCAAAAGUGUGUAUUUUUGAGCUUUUUGAAAUUGAUUUGAAAGCCCUGAGGGCUUACGGGGGAAUUUUUAGGGGUAAAAGGAAUUGUGGGAGAGAUUUAGAGACGCAGACUUGAUCCAGAGGCAAAAAACGUUCCAUUUUGCAUCCGGGAAAUAUCAAAAACGCAACAAAAUACCUCACUCUCCAAGUGAAAAGACUCCUUUUUUGAGUGAAAGGACGCGCCCUCCGAAAGGAGUCUUUUCUGUGUGAGGUAUUUUGCUGCAUUUUUGAUACUUCCCGGAUGCAAAAUCGCACGUUUUUUGCCACUGGAUCAAGUCCGGCCCUCUAAAUCUCUCCCACAAUUCUUUUUACCCCUAAAAAUUCCCCCGUAAGCGCUCAGGGCUUUCAAAUCAAUUCCAAAAAGCUCAAAAAUGCACACUUUUACCACUAACAGCCCAAAGAUAUUGUUUACAACUCAAAAACAACGAUAAAUAUUUUGGAAUACGCUUUUCUUACCCUUUCUUCGACUAAAGAACCACUUCGAUAUGGAAAGAGGGGCACAGACCAAGCUCGAAAUAGCUACUUUAGAGGGAUUUUGGACGAUUUUUUGCGGGAAUUUUUAAAAUUAUGUUGUUUUAGGCCGUUUUUUUUUGACGAUUUUUGAGAAAAUUUUGAAAUUUUUUGUGGUUUUUGAGCUUGUUUUCGCUAAUACGAAUCGAUUUCAGCAAGGAUGUGAACUUUGACGAGCUCUCCCGCUGCACCGAAGACUUCAACGGCGCCCAGUGCAAGGCGGUGUGCGUCGAGGCCGGAAUGAUUGCCCUGCGGCGCGACGCCACCGAAAUCAUGCAUGAAGACUUUAUGGACGCGAUCCUGGAGGUCCAGGCCAAGAAGAAGACCUCCCUCAACUAUUACGCCUAA